Molecule: messenger RNA, 726 nt
Organism: Scutellospora calospora
Lineage: Eukaryota; Fungi; Glomeromycota; Glomeromycetes; Diversisporales; Gigasporaceae
Source: the annotation of a GenBank genome assembly
AUGUUAAAUUUAUCAUUAUUACCAAAUGAAAUUUUUAUAAUGAUAUGUGAAGAUCAUUUAUAUGAUGAAUCAUUUACAUUGUUCAACUUUAUAAUGACAAAUAAAGAGAAUUCUAAAUUGGUUAUACCAAUAUUAUAUAAAUAUAUGAAACAUAAUUUAAAAACAGUUAAACAUUAUUUGAAAUUACUAUAUAAAGAAUUAUCAAAAGAUGAUCAGAAUUAUAUUGAUAUGUAUGUUACUGAAAGAGAAUAUGAAUCUAGUGAUGAUCAGGUUAAAAUUAAAAAAUUAGUUUGGGAUAAAGGAGAUAACAUGUUUUGUUAUUCUUCGAUGAUAAAGUUAAUAAAUGCAUAUCAAAUCUUUCAAUAUUUAUUUGAAGAUAUACAUGGUACUGGAAUUUUUAUGAAUUUAUUAAUUAAUAGUAAUGAAAAGGAUUUGAUUACAGGACAUUAUGGAAGUAGUAUUAUUUGUGAUUUUAAUUCAAAUAUAUUUAUAAAAUAUUAUUUUGAUAGAGAUUUUUCUGUUGAAAUUAAAAUUGCUAAUGAUAUUAAAUAUAUGUAUGAUGAAUGGGAAAAAUUAGACAAGAAAGAAAAAACAAUAUUUUUACCUCAAGUACUUGUUUUAAUCGAGAUAAAGAAAAAAUAUAAUGAUGAGAUUACAAGUUUUAGUAAAUGGACUAAGAAAUGUGUUGAAAAUCCAUAUGGUUCAAAAAGAAAAAGAAAUCAUUAA